CCAUACCAUACCAUAGUUACCAUAACCACUGAGACCAGACCAGACCCCGGACCAAGCCAACUCUACGCAGUAAGCCGCCUGCCUUAACGAAACAUCUCGCCCAACCAUCACCAUCACUCAUUCCACCAACUUCACCACCACCACCAGCAAACCACCAACCACCAUCACAUCCACCUCCACGGCUCAAACACGACAGGAACUUCCCCGGGAAAUACCCCUCCGAUCACCUCACUGCCAUCAUCAGCAGAAACCAAAUUCUCCCAUCCUUACAACAUUGCCUUCUCCACCCGUGCAGAGGAAACCUGCAAACUAACUACGUAUCUUUUUCUUUGUACCCGCAUUCGCCCCCAGAGCCAUCCCAUCCCAUCCCCCCCCCUCUCCCCUCUGCCAUCACCACCCAUCAAAACUCCCGGUCCGCCGCCGUUGCCGUCUCGAACGGAAUAUAUACUCUCCCACAGCCUCCACCACAACGUCCUUUCCUGCUGAAAUCAGAACAACCGAUACAACGAGCGAAACAUAACCUCUUUCUCCCGGAUUCGAUAAUCCUGGCCCCCCCCCCUCCUCUCCCCUUCCACCCCCCUCCGCCUUCCUGUCAUCCAUCCUUUGGAAAGGCCACUCUUUCGUCCCAUCUCACCCACUCUACUCCCUCCGUCUCCGUCUCCGCCUCCUCCUCCACCUCCACCUCCGACAAGAACAACAACUACUACAACAAGCCCCCGCCCGACUUCCCCGGUCCCGCAUCCCCGUCAUCCGCUCCUCGUGUUAGAACGGUCAUAACUAUCACCCUUUGGCUAGCCACAAGAUCUACAUACGGUAAUCUUAGGCACCCUCGGGUGGUUCUGUUUGAUACACUGGCAGAUUCUAAUACAUCUCACUUGGGUGGGCGGAGGCCUUGAGGCCUUCUCGCAGAGCCUGGCCCUGGCGGGAGACGAGGGUGUGAGGUUGUUAACGGACGGUUGAAUCGAUUGUUUUACCGUUGCGGCAAAUAGAGUAUUGUUUGAAAAAAGGAGAGAAAAAAAAAAGAGAGAAAAGAGAGAUCAGGGGCCCUUUGUUCUUUGUUCUUGAGAGAAUAAGAUUAGUGGAGGGGAUCGGUUAACACGGAGGUUCACAGUAUCAGCGGGGCAAGAAGUAUCGAAACAGAGAGGUUAUAAUAUCUUGGGGGAAAAGGAGAAAAGAAAAGAAAAGAGAAGAGAAGGCACGGGAAUCAUAAACGAAAACGACCGGGUCCAGGAUUACUUUUUUUUUUUUUCGUUUCUUUCUUUUCGGUUUUUUAUUCUCUUAUUGGAAGGUUUAUUUGACCCGGAGGUUUAUUUGUUUUCGAUCUCAGGCGCAUCAAUAAGCUCGUUUAUUCUUGGAUCAGCUGCCAGCUUGCUCCCUGGACUUUUCUCUUCAGGGUUCGUUGAACCAUCGACGGAUGCUUGUUUUGCGGAAUUAGUUCUGUUCGCGGUCGUCUUGCUCCGGCUUCCCCAUUUCGCCCUGUGGCCCACCAAACCAGCUACGCUGCUCCCAAGAGCAAUAUCCCUACAUCGGGUGGAUUUUGCUGCUCCGUGAAUGAUUAUUGGGAAUGGACGCGCAAUACCCAUUUGCAUCAAGAGAAGACAUCUGGCGCGUUCAAGAGGAGGUGAAAGACCUAUUUGCAGCCCAGCUCGAGCACGGAGAGCGGAUAUCUAGAUUGGAACGGCGUCGUGACGACGAUGCGAGGAUGAAGAGUGUUUGGGGCCCGUUAUCUCCGUUUCCGGGGUCUAUUGGCACCGUGCACCACCAAGAAACAUCCUUCAACCCGACUGCUGAGCCUUUCAAAGGGUUUGACCAAACACACCAACAUGGGUUGACGGGAGCGCUACAUCUGGAAAAUGAGGAAGAACCUCGUCGCGGGGCUUCACGGGCAAACAGUGUGCGAUUCGAUGAGAGCUCGAUGUAUUAUAGCCAAGCAAACAGAUCAACCGCUGAGCUCCUCCCAUUGCGAACUGGCAGUGGGCUGGGAAGCCAUCCGCUGACGGAGCGGUCGCUUUCUCAUCGAUCUGACGGGAAACAGAGCUCGUCGGGCCAAUCGCACCAUUCCGCGCGCACCAAUAGCAUGGGGCUGGAAGCAUCUCGCUUACUUGGUGGUGGGAAUGGGACCUCGUCUGCCAGCAACACUCCCUUGCCUCCACCUCCCGGACUAUUCAUUCUAGGCCCUGUCCCGUGCAUCAUCCGUUGUUGGCUCACGACGAACUUUUCCAAUGACUCGUUGCUCUACGCUGCAGUGUGCACGGGGUCAUACCGCUCAGCCAUCAGUGAACAGAUGGUGCGGAAACUAGGCCUCGAGGAAGAGGCAGCAGAGGAGGAUGGUGUGCGAAUCAUCAAACUUCCAGUCUACCUCCCUGAGGCCAGUGUAUACCAGCCAUCGUCCCGCGGCGGGAGCCCGGUCCCCCAGCUACCUGCGUUGACUGUUCGAUUUAUCAUCCGUGGCGCAGACCUGAGUGACAAAAGCAUCCAGAUUUUCCUAGGCAGCGAUGUCCUCCGCGCACACAAUGCCGACAUUCUAUUCUCGCAGGACAAGAUGCUCAUUGUCGAUGACGGGCGCAACAAAAUCUCAAUUCCCUUGGUUCGCCCGGAGGAUGAUUCUACGUUUAGAUAUCUAACUACUGGCCCAGAGGAUCUGUCAACACUAUACAACGGAACUACCAGCGACAAGCGAACUGGCCUUGUAGUGACCAAUGGAGACCAGCCCACUACUGAGCGUGAACUCCCAACUUCCGCGGGCCAUGACAACAUCACAACCUCAGACAAGGCUGAUACUUCCACCAACUUAGGCGCCCGCGCCUCCUCGGACUCCUUCGACCGAAAACCCAUCCGUUCCUCCGCGCGCCAUUUCACCGACGAUUCCUCGGACAACAACAGUCCAGAUCAGCGCCACUAUCCCAAACCCAGCGCGGGCGACCGCGCGUUCACGGGCACGUCAACCUCAUCUGCGAAAGCAGAGGGUAGCGGCGUCUGGGGCCCCUGGCGUCGCGAUACCACCGGCGACAAGGGGGAGAAUACGGGGGCAACAGGAACAACGACAUCCACUAGCGCAAGUAUGUACAGCAGCACCACCAGCCCCUUCAUGUCCGCUUACCAGCGUUCAACCCGGACGCGGAAUAUGAAGAUCCUGAAACCGACCAAGUCGACCUCAUCAGUAAACACGGUGUCUAGACAGGCUUCCUCCAGCGGCGUUGGCACUCCCACAACUACCACAACUACCGCAACAGGAACCGCCUCGUCUGGCUUUGGCAGCGACUCGCGCUUUCCCCCCGUAGACCAACACCGUACCGGCACCAGCACAAGCACUAGUUGCGAUGGCCACGAUCAUAUGACGACAUCGUCAUCCCAACAUGCGCAGCAGUCCGUGAAUGGUGCUGGCGCGGGGAAACCUUCUUCUAGCGAUGGAGGAGGUGGCAGUGCGGGGCCGUGGUCUGGCAAGUCACGCACGGCGAAUCCGGUUGGUGGGGCGUCGGCGUUUGGAUGGCUGAAUUCAUCGCAGCGGAGGAAGGAUGGGAUGGGUUCUGAGUGAGAUUGUACUACGGGCGUUAGUGAGCGGGUGUAUGAUCACAAUGAUAUUGGUAUGGGUAAUGGAUGGGAUGAUGUCUGUCUGAUUCUGUUUUCUUCAGUGGUGAGGCGGAUUGUGAAUGAGUUGAGUGGAUGGAUGGAUGGAUGGAUGGAUGGGAUCGGCGUACAUCAUAUUUCUUGUCAUGAUGAUUGGCAUGCUGUGAGAGAGAUGAUGGAAGGCGACGUGAGAAUAGGGUUAGUCCUAAUCCCAUCGAUCUUUGAUCACAAUGAGAUGUUUGUGCGUAAGAUUCUUUACCGUUCUUUUUCUUCUUUUCUUUCAACCACUGUUUUCUAUUAAAAUUGGCCGCAAAGGGGCGUGUGUAGUGGGCGGGCUUGCCAAUUUCCAUAACCCCAGUCCAUUUCCAAUUGCCAUGAAAUAAUGUAAUAUCAUUAUCAUACCGCUUCUUCAAGGGUGUAUUGAAAAUUACAAGCCAAAAGUUAAGAUAUUUAUUUACUUAUUAUCUGCUCUGCUUCCAGCCAGCCAGCGUUCAAGCCCCCCUCUCAAAGCCCAAAACUCUCAACACAAACUCCCCCUCCCUCACCCACCCCGCCUUCACCUCCUCGCCCACCCAAGAAGAAACAUCCUCCGCACUCACCCUUCUCCACCCCCCAUCAUCACCUCGCUCCAAUUCCUCACUAUCCAGCGGGAAAAACGUAUCGCAUUCAGACCCGUUGACGGAGUUCUCCGCCGCCAUCGCCUCCUCUUCCCCUACCGUGGUAAUACCAGUAGCCGUAGCCGCAGGUGUAGCCGUAACAUCGCUUGAUAGAGCUGGCUCUGGUGCUGAAGCCGGAGCAGGACACCGUCUUAUAUCCGUCAUAACAAUCCUCAUCGUCCCCGCAUUCGCGCCGUGUUGCUGCUGUUGCUGCUGCUGCUGCUGCUGCUGCUGUUGUUGUUGUUGCUGUUCCCCACCGUCCAGUGUAGGUUUAAGAUUUAGAGCGGCGGCGUAUAUCUCACCGCCGCCGAUGAUGAAGAUAUUCGCGAGGCAGCGGGUGGCGUUGUGAGAGAGGGGGCCCGGGGUGGGGGUCGUCCUGAACGCGUCGUGGAGGGCCGCCACGGCGGAUUCGAGGCUGUUUGCUACGAGGACGUCGGGGGUUUCUUCUUCUGGUUUUGGCCCCGUUUCCGGCCCUGUUUCCGGUUUUGGUGUCGAUGAUGGCGUAGUAGUGGUCGCGCCGAUAUUUCCUCCCUCCCUGCUAUUGUUCUUCCUCUCCUUCUCCCUCUCCCUCUCCCCCGCCGCCCUCCACUCCCCCUCGAUCCGCGCCCUCUCCCUCCCCGACCGGUCCCGCGUCACAACGACAUUCACACGGCCCGGUAACGGCCGAAAGCGCGCGGGGAGCGAGUCAUAUGUCUUCCGGCCCAUUAUCACCGCGUUAACUGCACUUGUGCUUGUGCGUGUGGCAUUUUCCGGCGCCGGGGCGCGCGUCGUGACGCGCGAGAAGAAGGCCAUGUCUGUUUUUAUGCGGGACCAGGGGAGGGUUCCGGCAUGGCCGAUGCCUAGGCGGCGGCGGUGGUGGUGGUCGCUGGUUGUAGGCGAGGGAGAGGGUGUUGUUAUGGGUGUUGUGGCGACGAUGAGGGUGAGAGGCGGGAGGGGGUGGAGGAGGGUGCGGGCGGAGGUGGGGAAGGGGUGUGGCAUUGCUUCUGUGUCGUCGGUGGUGGUGGUGGGCGGGGGUGUUGGCAUUUUUGUUGGAGAGGUUGGAACUGGGGGUUGGACCUGAGAUUGAGAGGAUGGGAGAGGAUGGGAGAGUUGUUGGUGUGGUGAGUGGUGUUGUUGUCUUACAUGUCGAUUUGUGGUGGGAUUGGAGGUUCUCGUGGUUGGUGCGCUCAUUAGUUAGUUAUUUACCCUUUUGGGAUGACGUGAAGCUCCCCAGAGGAACGGGAGUAGAACAACGAAUAAUAUUUUAACGAGGGAAAUUUGAAUUGUUCUUGUGUAGAAUUGAUCUAGAUUUAUGAUUAUAAUAAAUACCUCUGCUCCAAAUAUCAUUAUUUGUUAGAUUCAACUGAAAUAGAAAACACAAACUUGCCCAACGCCGA
Messenger RNA from Blastomyces gilchristii SLH14081, 5599 nucleotides. RefSeq lists its product as uncharacterized. Bases 1565 to 3535 code for a protein of 656 amino acids. Lineage: Eukaryota; Fungi; Ascomycota; Eurotiomycetes; Onygenales; Ajellomycetaceae. The transcript has 2 exons. The record is from RefSeq and is a predicted model, not a curated record.